AUGGCUCUAACUCGCGUAAUGAGACUACUAUCGACGGCAUUCCUAGCCUCAGCAGCACUUGCUGAUGUCAGGACCUACGACUUCACUGUUGGUUGGGUAAACAGAAAUCCCGAUGGACAACACGAGCGACGAGUCAUGGCCAUCAACGGUCAAUGGCCUAUUCCAACAAUUCAUGCCACUGUCGGUGACCAGGUCGUUGUCAACUUCAAGAACGACCUUGGAGACAGGCCGUGUUCCCUUCACUUCCACGGCCUAUACAUGAAUGGCACUACUCAUAUGGAUGGCGUAGCCCAAUCGACACAAUGCCCAGUGCCAGCUGGUUCAGUGUUUACCUAUAGCUUUAACGUUACCCAGCCAGGCACAUAUUGGUACCACUCGCACGUUGACGGCCAAUACCCAGAUGGUUUACGUGGACCUUUGAUUGUACGCGACCCCGAGAAUCCCUAUGCUGAUCAGUUUGACGAAGAGCUGGUUUUGACUCUGUCUGAUUGGUAUCACGACGAGAUGCCAGGUCUAAUAUCCUCGUUCCUAAGUGUCACGAACCCGACUGGUGCAGAACCUGUACCUAAUUCGGCCCUCAUGAACGAUACCCAGAACCUGCAGAUACCGGUUCAGCCUGGAAAGACUUACUUCAUUCGAAUUGUCAAUAUGGCUGCAUUUGCAGCACAAUACUUCUGGAUCGAAGGCCACACUUUCCGCAUUAUUGAGUUAGAUGGAAUCUACCAUAAGCCUACCGAAGCAGAACAGAUUUACCUCACUGCAGCUCAGCGUGUCGGUAUUCUGCUUACGACGAAAAAUGAAACCACAGAUAAUUUUGCAGUCGUUGGUUCUAUGGACCAAGAUCUUUUCGACCAGAUUCCCGAUGGCCUCAACCCGAACGUCACCAGUUAUCUUGUCUACAACAAAGACGCACCUAUGCCAAAUGCCACGGACAUUGAAGAAUUUAAUCCCUUCGACGACACAGAACUAGUCCCUACCGAUGAAGAAGCACUGUACGAGGACCCAGCAGUAAGUUACACAAUCGACGUCAAGAUGGACAAUCUCCGUGACGGCGCAAACUACGCAUUCUUCAACGAUGUCACUUUUGUCCGUCCUAAAGUCCCAACACUAUAUACAGUCCUUACCUCUGGCGACCUUGCGACAAACGAGACUGUCUAUGGCGUCAAUACUCAUCCUCUCAUUCUGUCACACAACCAAGUUGUCGAAAUUGUCCUCAACAAUCACGAUCCAGGCAAGCAUCCUUUCCAUCUACACGGUCACGCUUUUCAAGUCCUGCACAGAGGAGCUGAAGAAGGCGGAGACUGGGAUCCUGAAGCUCUCCGCAAUGGCUCUGUGACAUAUCCUGCGACGCCGAUGCGUCGAGAUACACUUCUCGUCAGGCCAAAUGGUAACUUCGUCAUUCGUUUUCGCAGUGACAAUCCUGGUGUCUGGCUCUUCCACUGCCAUAUCGAGUGGCAUGUUGACAGUGGUCUCAUCCUGACAUUUGUCGAGGCCCCACUCCAGCUGCAGCAACAGCUCAACGGCAAGAUUCCUGAAGAUCACUUCGACGCAUGCCGUGCACAAGACAUGCCGAUCGAGGGCAAUGCUGCUGGAAAUACUGUCAACCUGCUUGAUACCACAGGUAUGAACGUAUCACCAGGUUUGCUACCAGAAGGCUUCACGCCAAAAGGUAUCGUCGCGCUCACAUUCUCGAUUCUUGCUGGCCUUCUCGGCAUUGCUACGAUUGUCUGGUACGGACUUGGUGAGAUCAGCAAUGUUGAGCAGAGAGAGGCGGAGCAAAAGAUCGACGCCUUUGCGGAGAAGAGUGGUGGAGUCGUCGAAGUCUCUGGCGUUCAUGCUGCGAGUAUUCGAUCUGGCGGUGGACAUGCGGGAAGUGGUCCACUACAGACAAGAUAG
Lithohypha guttulata is the source of this 1896-nucleotide messenger RNA. RefSeq lists its product as uncharacterized. Lineage: Eukaryota; Fungi; Ascomycota; Eurotiomycetes; Chaetothyriales; Trichomeriaceae. Gene Ontology annotation, molecular function: ferroxidase activity; copper ion binding. The coding region runs from base 1 to 1896 and encodes 631 amino acids. The record is from RefSeq and is a predicted model, not a curated record. Gene Ontology annotation, cellular component: high-affinity iron permease complex. Gene Ontology annotation, biological process: reductive iron assimilation; cellular response to iron ion starvation. The transcript has 2 exons.